UCCCACGUGGGAGGGGGAUCUGGCUACCGGGGGCUGCGAGAGGAUGGCUGCUGUGGAAAGAACCGUGACAUCUCUAGGCCUCCAAUUCCAGACCGUGCCGGAGCAAGAGGUGCAGCUGGAGGGGAAACUCGGGGGCCACGAAGACUUAGCAGGCCCCAGACCCAGGAAGGGCACAAAGGAAACAGGAAAAGCCGCCCCUGCUUUUCAGGACGGGACGCCGCGGGGCCUUCCAAGAUGGGCAGCCCCACAGCAAGUGAAGCAGGAGCCGGACGAGGGGAUGCCGGAUACUUGGGAUGGGCCCUGGCAGGAGUUCCUGAAGGCCGUUCAGUCCCCUCACCCGGCGUGGGGAAACCCACACUUGCUGGCACCCGCUCCGUGGGAGGAUAGCGGAAAGGCCUUUGGCGGCCCGUUUGAGGGAGCCACCGACGCGUGGCUGUGGCCGAGAGGAGAAUGGGCGGCCCGGCCUUUGGCCGGAGAACUCCAACCGACCUGCAACACCCUGGAAGCCAGAGACAAGGGGGAUCAUGGGAAAUUGAAAGCCGAGGUCUCGAGGGGCGACCCUGUCAGGGCGGAGACGCAGCGGCGACGCUUCAGGCAGUUCUGCUACCGGGAGGCCGAAGGGCCACGGGAAGUUUGCGGCCGGCUCCGGGAGCUCUGCCGUCACUGGCUGGAACCCGAGAGGCACACCAAGGAGCAGAUCCUGGAGCUGGUCAUCCUGGAGCAGUUCCUGACCAUCUUGCCGGUGGAGAUCCAGAGCUGGGUCCGGGAAGGCGGGCCGGGGACCUGCUCCCAGGCGGUCGUCCUGGCUGAGGAUUUCCUGACAAGGCAGCGGGAGACCAAGAGGUGGGAGCAGCAGGUGCCAAGGUCUUUCCAGGAGACGCCCGGAAACGGCCCCAAGGCAGAGCAGGCCCUGUUGGACGCUGGGCAGUGGCAGCUGUACAGGGAAGCCAAGCAGGACAGCGAUGGAGAAGCCAGUUCCCUCGGUAAAUGGGCAAGUGAGAAUGAGGAGGAGAAGCCUCCUCCACCCAAAAAUUCUGAGAAAGCAGAACCUUCCGGGACAUUUGCAGAGGGGGCGUUCCUGUCCCCAGAGCAGCUAGAGUCUUUCGACAGUCAACACAAAUUGGAGAAUCGGCAAGACGGCCCGGUGGGGGAGGGAGACUGUAAAAAAAUCCCUUGCCAGGGGGAUGGCCGGAAACGUGACGAGGCCCAGUCGCGAGUUCAUAAGGACCGCCGGAAAAAGGUGUGCACGGAGUGCGGGAAAGCGUUUGGCCGGAGCUCUGACUUGCUCAAACACCGGAGGACCCACACGGGGGAGAAGCCCUUCCAGUGCCUCCACUGCGGAAGGAGCUUCAGCGACCGCUCCAACCUCAUCGCACACCGCCGGAUCCACGCCGACCAGAAGCCGUACCAGUGCUUGGACUGCGGGAAAAGCUUUUGCCAGAACUCCUACCUCGUCCGCCACCGGAGGACCCACACGGGGGAGAAGCCAUACAAGUGCUUGUACUGUGGCAAGGGCUUCAGCGACAGCUCGAACCUGGUGGUGCACAAGAGGACCCACACGGCCAGCGACAAGCCAUACCGGUGCCUGGACUGUGGGCGCAAGUUCAGCGAUCCCUCACUCCUCGCCAGGCACCAGCGGAUGCACGCGAAGGAGCGGCCAUACAACUGUUCGGACUGUGGGAAGACCUUCCGCCACCGUUCGGACCUCAUCCGCCAUCGGAGGACCCACACGGGAGAGAAGCCGUUCAAAUGCCUGGAUUGCGGGAAAUGCUUCAGCCAGCGAUCCCACUGCAGUACGCACGAGAGGAGGCACGCGAGACAGAAGGUGUACCAGCAAUGCUCGGAUGAUGGGAAGAACUUCAGUGCCGCGGAGACUGGACUCCCUGCAAAGGAGGAAGUUGCCGAAACUGGUCAAAAACUCACUGCCCAGAAGGUUGGGCACAUGUGUGUCCUCCUCCACACUGAGUGGGGUUACCUAUAG
This is a messenger RNA of Gekko japonicus, 1981 nucleotides long. RefSeq names its product zinc finger protein 397-like. Gene Ontology annotation, molecular function: DNA-binding transcription factor activity, RNA polymerase II-specific; RNA polymerase II cis-regulatory region sequence-specific DNA binding. Gene Ontology annotation, biological process: regulation of transcription by RNA polymerase II. The record is from RefSeq and is a predicted model, not a curated record. The coding region runs from base 44 to 1981 and encodes 645 amino acids. NCBI's taxonomy places the organism in Eukaryota, Metazoa, Chordata, Lepidosauria, Squamata, Gekkonidae. The transcript is spliced from 4 exons.